UAACCAUUUAACUUUUUUAUGAUAGUCAAAACUGUUCAAAAUUCAUGAAAAUAACUAAAUGUAACUUAGAGUUUAAUACAAAGCCACAAAAUUACUCAUCUAUUUUAAUAUCAGGUGCUGUUACUGUAAAUAGGACGUUUUCAUCUGACUCAGGCAAUGAACCUCGUCCCACGCGCUGCACUACCCUAAAUAUCAUUAUCGUACAGAAUUUAUGAACAAUUUCUCGUUAACAAGAACCUCUCAAUCUACAAAUCUAAACACCGGAUCCAUCUGCAAGUCGAGUCCUUCUACUUUCUCCGUAGAGCGAGCAUCCUUGAUGACGUCACCUAAUUUCUCCGGGCGUUUCUUCGGCCUUGAUGCGAGAUGCACGUGGCGGCCAGGAUCCGCAGACGUUUCCCCUUGCUUGGUAUGCUGGGCGGCGCUCAAGGCCAGGCGGUGCUGUGCGACGCAUAUUGAUCGCGUGCCCUGGUACUCUGCUACCUUCGUAACUUUAAUUUCUACCAAGAAUCGACCACAUUAAUACGAAUGUAGGAACAAGUUGCUCGUGGAAUGCGCAGGCGUAACUGACCUUUUGAAGCGGAGUGCCGACUGCAACACAAUCGGCGAUUACCGGAACACUUCUGCAGAAGUAUGAACAUGUGUAAUCACCGUGAUUAUGAACCUGGUGAUUGGCAGUCCACAAGGCAACCGUGACAUGCGAAAAUCAACCUUAAGUCCACGAAUGAACGCUUUAGUUUGAAUUGUGUGUCAAAUGUUUUAGUACU
Molecule: messenger RNA, 764 nt
Organism: Trichoplusia ni (cabbage looper)
Lineage: Eukaryota; Metazoa; Arthropoda; Insecta; Lepidoptera; Noctuidae
Exons: 3
Coding region: 212-520 (102 amino acids)
Source: RefSeq, a predicted model, not a curated record